Messenger RNA from Paramecium sonneborni, 1150 nucleotides. Lineage: Eukaryota; Ciliophora; Oligohymenophorea; Peniculida; Parameciidae. The record is from the annotation of a GenBank genome assembly.
AUGAUUUAAAUAUUAAUAAAUUUAAUGUAAAUUUUUUAACCAAUAGUAAUAGAAAAAGAAAAAGAUUUGUUAAGCAAAAAGCAUCAAUAACAAAUCGAAAAGUGAUACUUGAUUCUUAACUACCAAGAGAUUAAAGACUUUUAUGCAAGACAUGCUAACAAUAGAAUCCAUAUAAUCAGUGGAAUCAGUGUGCUUCUCUCCUGAUGGGACUACAUUAGCAUCUGGUAGUGUUGAUAGAUCUAUCCAUUUAUGAGAUGCAAUAAGAGGAGAGUAAAAAGCCAAAUUGGAUGGUCAUGAUCAUAAUAUCCAAUCUGUAUGUUACUCUCCUGAUGGUAGUACAUUAGCAUCUGGUAGUUGGGAUAAGUCUAUACGUUUAUGGGAUACUAAGACAUGAUAAAGAAAAGCCAAAUUAAAUGGUUAUAAUGGCAUCAUCUACUCAGUAUGCUUCUCUCCUGAUGGCAUUACUUUAGCCUCUGGUCAAUAGAGUAAAUUUAUCUUUUUAUGGGAUGUUCAGACAGGAUAACUAAAAGACAACUUUGAAAGUCAUGCUGAAUAAGCUUACUUAGUUUGCUACUCUCAUGAUGGUACUAUUUUAGCAUCUUGUUAUAAUGAUAAUUCUAUCCGUUUAUGGGAUGUAUUGACAGGAUAAAAAAAAGCCAAAUUAAAUGGUCAUAGUAGCUAUAUUAAUUCUUUAUGCUUCUCUUUGGAUGGUUCUACUUUAGCAUCUGGAAGUAGUGAUAGCUCAAUUCGUUUAUGGGAUGUUUAGAUAGGUUAAUAAAAAUCCAUAUUGAGUGGUCAUAGGGGAACUGUCUUGAUAGUAUGCUUCUCUCCUGAUGGUAUUACUUUAGCAUCUUGUAGUAGUGAUAGUUCAAUUCGUUUAUGGGAUGUUUAGACAGGUUAAUAAAAAACCAAAUUGGAGUGGAAUAGUGAAUCAGUCCGCUAGUUAUCCUUCUCUCCUGAUGGUAGUACUUUAGCAUCUGAUAGUAAUAAUGUAUCUAUCUUGUUAUGGGAUGUUGAAAAAGAUCAAUUAAUUGACUCUGAAGAUUAUAAUUACAACAAUGUUGUAGCAUAAUUUAAAUUUCCUCUAAUUUAAAACAAUUUUCUAUAAGAAAGUGGUAUUUAUAGUUAUUUUGAUUAAGAUAAUCCUGUU